Messenger RNA from Asterias rubens (European starfish), 1175 nucleotides. RefSeq lists its product as uncharacterized. The transcript has 2 exons. Bases 91 to 1014 code for a protein of 307 amino acids. Lineage: Eukaryota; Metazoa; Echinodermata; Asteroidea; Forcipulatida; Asteriidae. The record is from RefSeq and is a predicted model, not a curated record.
UACGGUCGUCGCCAUAUUGACUUGGGUUUUCCAGAACGUGACUUCAACUUGUGAAUGAUCAGCUUUUCAAAAUAGAGUUGGAUAUAUAAAAUGGGGAGAAUUACGACGAUCACUUCAACUGGACUUCCGCUCGUCUUGUGUUUCAUCAUGAUGGCAUUCUUACGGGUUGAUUGCUGUCGCACUGGUAUCAACAGAGCGACAGACGAAGCCGCCCAUAAAGCCGAAGUAGCAAGGCGUGAGGCGCAACAUCUUGGACAUGUCCUUCGAGAAUCUGUCGAAAUCUUGCGCAGUGAUAUGGAGACUGCUCUUCAUGACAUUGAUCAACAAGUGGGUCAAGUGGGACGCUACGUCACACAGGAGCUCGGCCCUACAAUUGAAGACGCCGCGAAUAAGUUCAAUGAAAAUAGCCAAGAUGUUAUCUUUAGGAUUGAGUCCUCCCUCAAUAAUCUCGACAGCGCCAUCGACAUGACUGCUUCUAAGGCAUCCAUGCUUUUCGAUCUUCUGAUAGUGUUAGUGUUAUUGGUCAUUGGUGCUUUCUGUAGGAAAAUCUGUAUUGGGGAUAGAUUCCUGAGAAUAGUCUUCUGGCUGUCUGAGACGGCAUCCUUAUCUACCGCAGUAGCAAUGGCCGGGCCUGUUAUAUUUCGCAUAGUCACCGGACACGAACCCGCCAACUAUCAAAUGUUAAACACUGUCGUUUUCAUCUCGCUUGUUCGCAUUAUUGUGCAUGUUUCACUACCAUUACUCCCCGUGUUGUACAUGUUCUGCAAAGAAUGGGUUAGUGUGGUUAACAUCAUUCGGUCGUUAUUUCUGAUGCUGUCUGUGUGGCUUGUUGGAUCCGCCCUGACCAGUGGCAAUAUCAUCACCAUAUCACUCCUUGGCUGUUCGGUUGUUUUACUUGUAGCAUUGCAGCUUCAGGUCCACGACCCUGCAGCUUGUCUAUAUGCUUGGGUUCUUUCGCGAUUGGUUCAUCUGUCAUCCUAUAACCCGAAAGAAUGGCAGAGGAAAAUGAGAUGAGAGAAAACAAGAAGAGAGGUGGGAGCCCGAUAGUGGGGAUGUAUUGGUAUAUAACUUUAUCAUGCCGCACGACGCCUCCAUCUUCGUCAUGUUCCUCGUAUUGAAUAACAAUAACGAAUGCUUAUAAAUCAUUUUGCAAAUAAGAACCAGACUAUUUUGUU